Porites evermanni is the source of this 1582-nucleotide messenger RNA. NCBI's taxonomy places the organism in Eukaryota, Metazoa, Cnidaria, Anthozoa, Scleractinia, Poritidae. The record is from the annotation of a GenBank genome assembly.
ACUAGUUCUAACGCGGCCAUAUUUCAUUGGGUCACAGGUUUGGAAGAUUCUGUUAUUGUGGGAAACAAAAAGAACCAUUUGACCUCAUUAGGCAACUGGCUAGCACCUGUGGCUAAAGGCAUAAAUUCUCUCUGGAAGCGCUGUUGGCGUGCAUCUGUGGACGGUUGGGCUGCAAGUACAUUUCACUCACGAUGUGAUGGCAAGGGACCGACUGUAACAAUAAUAAGGGUUGGGAAAUAUAUUUUUGGCGGAUAUACCAGUAGGUCAUGGGGUGAGUAAGCAUUGUAAACAGAGAUAAUUUUAGCUCCGGUUUCUAGCUUUGUUUUAAAGCAUAAAUUAAACAAAGUUAUUCAGUGAGCAUCUGUUCAUCAAAAUGAUCCAGCAUUUGGAAGCACAGAUUCAAAGGGCGUUUUUCACUUUUCUUGGAUCUUGUUCUAGCAUCAUUCUACCCUUUAUCCUCCCGCAUCACCACCAUUUUCUGAAUAAGGACGAUUCUUAUCAUUAGUUGGCUUUGUUUGAAACUAAUUAAAAAGUACUUAUCCGGCCAUAUCAUGAUCUGCUCUAGGCCCUAAACUGAAAAUGAUAAAUAAUUAAAAUCAGUACAGCAUGUUAAAUCAGACCAAUUGUGCUGAGCUGUUAAUUAAGGCUUUCAGAAAGUAUUUAUGCAUUCAAUUUCUGUACCAAUAGGUUUUACUUUUAAGGUGAUGAAGUCUGUUAAAUCAACUACAUGUACUUUGAUAAGAAAAACUGUGUUAGAAAGUUCAGGAGUCAGUUGAAACGAAAACGUCAAACUUCGUGGCAAAACUGUGUGUAGUCCAUCCGUUAAUUUGCUCGGUUAAAAUAUAAUGAAUUCAAAUAUUUUCUGGAAUGAAUAGCUUUUUGUAGGUCAAUUAAUUGAAACUCUUUCCUUUAAAAUACUCGACAGAUUUCCUCUAAAGGUUAUUUGACUCUCGUUUUGUUUGUUUGUUGGUUGGUUGGUUUGUUUGUUUGUUUUUUUUGGCAUUUUUAUUGUUGUUUAAUUUUUUUAUUUUUUUGGUUUUAAAAUAUUUGUAAUUGUCCUACAACUACAAAGUAAAAUAAAUAAAACAUAUCAGACUCACAUUCGUUUCAAAUGAGAAAACUUGUUUCCAGGUUUGUCUUCAGUGUCAAUGCACUUGACGGGUGAUUUUAAUUUCUAAAGUGAGUAUCAGAACAAACGGCGCUAAUUACAUUUGGUUCCAUCUUUAAUUUCUCUCUGAUAGAUUCCAGCGGUAGGUGGCUGUACGAUUCCAAAGCAUUUUUGUUUUCACUGGUGAACAAACCAGGAUGGGCACCUGUUAAACUGCCUCAGUCAGGGAAAUAUAGUUAUUACAGAGCAUAUUCAAAAUACUGUGGCUCAACUUGUGGGCCUACAUUUGGAAAUGGAUUUGACAUUUACAUUGACAACUACGCGUCAUCCUAUAGCAAUUCUGAGGGCAACCUUGGCAAUACUUACAGCCCACCGAGCGGGUACAGCUACGGCAGCACCUUCGCCAAAACAUUCCUGGCAGGAUCGUACAAGUUCACACCAGACGAAGUAGAAACUUUUUACGAAACAAACUAG